Molecule: messenger RNA, 1070 nt
Organism: Oenanthe melanoleuca
Lineage: Eukaryota; Metazoa; Chordata; Aves; Passeriformes; Muscicapidae
Product: feather keratin 4-like
Exons: 2
Coding region: 198-590 (130 amino acids)
Cellular component (GO): intermediate filament
Molecular function (GO): structural constituent of cytoskeleton
Source: RefSeq, a predicted model, not a curated record
AACAAUUCCUGCGGCUCCAGGAGCGAUCCCUGCACCGGGCUCCGCUCCCGAGUCAUUAAAGAUUUUUGCACGAAGGGUGGCUCAGCCGCCCCCGGGCAUCCAGGGCAGGAUAUAAAAACCUCCCCAUCCUCGCCGGGAUUUUCUCACUGCCUCUCCCGACUCCACUUCUCUCCGCCUCUCUGAGCUCUCCCCAGGCGAUGGCUUCCACCCAGCUGGCCUGUGCCCCUCCCUGCGAGCCCAAGUGUCCGCAGCCGCUGGCCAGCAGCACCAACGAGCCCUGCGUGGUGGCCUGCGGCGACUCCCGGGUCAUCAUUUACCCCCCUCCCGUGGUCGUCACCUUCCCGGGGCCCAUCCUCACCACGUACCCGCAGCAAACCGUGGUGGGAGCCUCGGAGCCCUCGGAGGUGGCCCUGGGCGAGCCCCCGGCCCCGCUGCCCGCCGAGGUCACGGCCAGGCUGGAGGACAAAGCGGCAGCGCCGGCGCUGGCCCGACCCGAGCCGCGCUGCGCCCCCAAAUAUUCCUACACCUACUCCUCGCAAUGGACUCAUCCCUGCAAUUCCUACCGCUCCGGGAAGCGCUGGAACUGCUGAGCCCUGCGGUGGGGGGUAAAAUUCCAGAUGAAAUUCCAGCUGCUGAAAUGGAAUUCCAGCUGCUGAAAUGGAAUUCCGGCUGCUGAAAUUCCGGCUGCAGCUGCGGCAGCGGCCCCGGGGCUGCUCCGGCUCCUCAGCCCCGCCAGAGCCAGGCUCGCGUUGCAAUUCCUUUUUUGUUUUUGGUUUUUUGGUUUUUUUUCUUUAGUUUAGAGCGGUUUUCCAGCAGCUUUCCAGCGCAGUCAUGGCUUUCCGCCGUGCUUUGGCUUUUCCCGGAUUUUUUUUACUGGCACUGAGCUUGGAGAGGUGACUUGAAAUGCUCGGAUUUGCACGGGAAAAGGGAAAUUCCCGGUUUUUACAGGCGGCAUCACUCGGGUGCUGUGAUCUGCCAGAGCCUCGCUGUACCCCUGGAAUAAUGCUCUUUGUAUCCUGUACAGUUUUGUUCCAGGAUUGUAGGAAAGCUUCUCUUUCCAAAUAAAUUUU